Lutra lutra (Eurasian river otter) is the source of this 1137-nucleotide messenger RNA. It is a transcript of the gene NUDT21, whose product is annotated as nudix hydrolase 21. Gene Ontology annotation, cellular component: mRNA cleavage factor complex. The transcript has 7 exons. Lineage: Eukaryota; Metazoa; Chordata; Mammalia; Carnivora; Mustelidae. Gene Ontology annotation, molecular function: mRNA binding. The record is from RefSeq and is a predicted model, not a curated record. Bases 141 to 824 code for a protein of 227 amino acids.
CGUGCCUUCCCCUCCUCUUGCGCUCUCAUGUUAAUGGCGGGUGGCGUCUGCUGAGGGGGACGCAAAUAACCGCUACCGGCAAGGGAAAGACUCCCUGCCUGCCCCACUUCCACUCUCCGCAAGUAUUCGAGCUCGCCAGUAUGUCCGUGGUGCCGCCUAAUCGCUCACAAACCGGCUGGCCCCGGGGAGUCAACCAGUUCGGCAACAAGUACAUCCAGCAGACCAAGCCCCUCACCCUGGAGCGCACCAUCAACCUGUACCCUCUUACCAAUUAUACUUUUGGUACAAAAGAGCCCCUCUAUGAGAAGGACAGCUCUGUUGCAGCCAGAUUUCAGCGCAUGAGGGAGGAAUUUGAUAAAAUUGGAAUGAGAAGGACUGUAGAAGGGGUUCUGAUUGUACAUGAGCACCGGCUACCACAUGUGUUACUGCUACAGCUGGGAACAACUUUCUUCAAAUUACCUGGUGGUGAACUUAACCCAGGAGAAGAUGAAGUUGAAGGACUAAAACGCUUAAUGACAGAGAUACUGGGUCGUCAAGAUGGUGUCCUGCAAGACUGGGUCAUUGAUGACUGCAUUGGUAACUGGUGGAGACCAAAUUUUGAACCUCCUCAGUACCCGUAUAUUCCUGCACAUAUUACAAAACCUAAGGAACAUAAGAAGUUGUUUUUGGUUCAACUUCAAGAGAAAGCCUUGUUUGCAGUCCCUAAAAAUUACAAGCUUGUAGCUGCACCAUUGUUUGAAUUGUAUGACAAUGCACCAGGAUAUGGACCCAUCAUUUCUAGUCUCCCUCAGCUUCUGAGCAGGUUCAAUUUUAUAUACAACUGAAUUCCUGCACAGUGGAGAAGUAAAAGAAGCCGUCUCUGUGAGCACAGCUAUACACAGUGUAGAAUAAAUAUGGUAGAAAAGUUUUUUUUGGUUUUUAUCUCUUUCCCAUUCCCUAAAUUGCUACCUACUUUCUGUUGUUUGAAUAGUAAAGUUAAUAUGAAGAACUAGAUGGUGGUGUAAACAAAUGUGAUAAUGUUUAAUUUACUUUUGGUUCUACUCAUACUUUUUUGUACAACAUUAAAGAAUAUGAACUUCUUUCUAUUUGUAUUUUUUUUCUUUUUUUGAUUUUCACAUUAAACUUGUAAAAUUCUUA